CUUCAGACCCUGGUAACGCCUCUGCGCUCUUGGUGUAGCUCUCAACCUUCAUUUCUGGGAUAAGCAGCUGACCCAAUCAACCCCACUGGCGUCUACACCUUGGAGACUGAGUCCUAAGACCUCUGCUGGCCACCGCCUGGAGCCCAGGCCCCGCUCCACGGCUGCGCGCUUUCGGGUAAAAGCCUGGGACGGCGCUUCUGUGGUCUCCUGCCGCCACCUGAACCGGGGACAGCAGCGCCUAGGGAGCCUCAAGACCUCUUACGAGAGCAUUUCAACUCUGCUGACAAACCUCAACUACUCCAGGGACUUCGCUGGAAAGAAACGUUCUAGAAAGACCAAGUGGAUACUAGAAGUCCCCUGAGGUGCGUGUGGCCUCAGCUUGCAGAGGAGCACGCUUGCCAGACACUUCGGAGCUUUGAAGGGCACAGGCCAUCUAAGAUGAGCACAGGUGCAUCAGAGAAACAAGCAGAGCAGAAGGUCUGCCGUGCCUUCCAGGCCUCCAAGGAAGCCCAUGGGACUCUGGCAGCCAUGGCCCCUUGGGUGGUUGUGGGCUCUGCCGAUGGCUCCUGCACCUGCCUGGGAGCCCAGCCUGUAACUGACCCGGCCCUCUGGCCUGUCAUGGGGACUUCCUCUGUCGUCUACUCCUGGAUGGGAUGUUUUCCACAAGCUUACCCAGCCGUCUGGGCUUACCCUUGGGUGCUGUAUGGUGGGUAUCUCUGGAUGGGGUAUCCCCCUCCAGCUGCCUUGGUGCCUUCAGUGUGGCCAUAUUGGAGGGGCACCUCCAGCUUUGACCCCCUCGUGAGAAGUCUGUACCUGGAUGCCUUGGCCCCCAACCUAUUUUCUAUCCCCAUGGGAUUCCCACCCAGCUACUCCAUGGCCUCUCCCACUCUGGGUGGGGCCAUCUCCAGCCGCUGUCCCCAGGUGGGAUACCAGACUCCAGCCAGCUCAGCCCCCAUGGCUGCAGUUGGGGAGCUAUCCAGAGGAGCUCCCUACUUGAAGAGGUGCCAAGCCCCUCCCUCAGAAUGGGCCUCCAGGUUCAGUAUUUGGGCACCUUUGCCCCACUGCAGCUCAGAGCUCCGCCCUCUGCCCCCUUCCCCCAUUGAAGAUUCUCAGUCAGACCCCGGCUGCCCCAGCUCCUCCUCCCCCCGGUCACCCUGCAGGGCUCGCUGCCGCCUCUUUGAGUGCUGAUCAGCCCUCCAGACCCACCUAACAAUCAGAGACAAGUCUGGGUGGACUUUUAGUUUUUGGAAGAGUCUCAGAAGUGAGUUGUUUGCUAUUCUUCAGUACAGAGCACACCUCCUGGACUCAUGCAAGGCCCCUCUAUUUGGUCUUUCUCUUCACUUUCUUGUUUUUCUGUUUGCCCUUCAACCCUGAUACUGGCACCUUUUCUCCUCCCCAGACUGUCCUGGGCCAGCCCUCUGGUAGAUUUGCUGUAAGUCCUCAAACAUGCGUGCAUGCAACCUUGUAAAAUGAGCAUAUUUAAGCUCAACCCACCGUGCAGAGGUGCUCAGUUAGAAUAAGCCUCCAGGUUCAGUAUUUGGGCAUCGGUGCCACCCGCCAGCCCAGGACUCUCUCUGGCCCCUCCUCAGCAAAGACCCUCAGCAGGACCCCCGCAUCCCUGGCCACACUGCGGGGCCUGCCGCUGUCUCUUCCAGCAUUGGUCUGUCCUCCAGGGAACCACACACUUAGGUACUUUAGAACCCAUGGAAUCCAGUGAGCACUAGCUGUAGGCUCUGCCUAGAGGCUUCCAAAACCUGUUUGUUCCAGUAUACAUGGAGUAGGAAAUGCUGACUUGUUCAGAGUGCUGGUGCCCUUGGGUCCUUGUGGGUGUGCUCUUUUCACUCCUCACCCCCUCAGCACCCUCUGGAGUAAUGCACACACCAGUAAGAUGUACGGUACAUGCUUUUAAAAAUUUUAAAUAAAUGAUACUGUGCUAUAAA
Molecule: messenger RNA, 1940 nt
Organism: Cebus imitator (Panamanian white-faced capuchin)
Lineage: Eukaryota; Metazoa; Chordata; Mammalia; Primates; Cebidae
Gene: PRR23E
Product: chromosome unknown C3orf56 homolog
Exons: 2
Coding region: 439-1188 (249 amino acids)
Source: RefSeq, a predicted model, not a curated record